UAGGUGGGUUCAGACCCGGGGACUACGGGUCGGCGUUGGGCUCAGAGGGCUCGGAACAAAGGACUGUCUGUCGGCUCUCGACACGGCGCGGCUCUGCCGCUGGCUGAAUCGGUGGGUCGAGGCCGCUCGGCUGGCCAGUGCCCUCGCCGCGCGGUCUCGGUCGGCUUCUCCGCGGUCCCCACGGCCAGCGCGGCGGAGCGGGGCCCGGCUCGGCGGCACCUGCUGCUGAGGGAGCCAGCGGCCCGGCCAGGUGCUCAUGAUGGGGCUCAUCUUCGCUAAACUGUGGAGCCUCUUCUGUAACCAAGAACACAAAGUAAUUAUAGUGGGACUGGAUAAUGCAGGGAAAACCACCAUUCUUUAUCAAUUCUUAAUGAAUGAAGUGGUUCAUACUUCUCCAACUAUAGGAAGCAAUGUUGAAGAAAUAGUUGUGAAAAACACUCAUUUUCUUAUGUGGGAUAUUGGAGGACAAGAAUCACUGCGGUCAUCCUGGAACACAUAUUACUCAAACACAGAGUUCAUCAUUCUUGUAGUCGACAGCAUUGACAGGGAGCGACUAGCAAUUACGAAAGAAGAAUUAUACAGAAUGUUGGCUCAUGAGGAUUUAAGAAAGGCUGCGGUGCUUAUCUUUGCAAACAAACAGGAUAUGAAGGGGUGCAUGACUGCUGCUGAAAUCUCUAAAUACCUCACUCUUAGUUCAAUUAAGGAUCAUCCAUGGCACAUUCAGUCCUGCUGUGCUUUAACAGGAGAAGGGUUAUGCCAAGGUCUGGAGUGGAUGACUUCCCGAAUUGGUGUGAGAUAACUUUUUUGCUUGAAAGAGACUCUUCUAUUUAUUCUGUGACAUGGACAUUUUUCCUAGUAUCUUUGGCUGCUGAGGCAGCAGCAUGUUUAAUUUAUAACAACACAAACCUCUAUAAGCAACACUUGAAUCAAGUGCAGCUGACCUGGAACAUAAAAGAUUUUUUUCUUAACUUUUUUUUAAAAUGCACUAAACUUCAGUUGGAUGAACAUUAUGUAUAUUUUCGACAACAGAAUUCUUCUGACUGCUUAUUCUAAUUAUUCAGUGACUGCCUUGUAAAAAUAUGUUUGUCAUAUGUAUAAUGUUUUCAGAAGCAUUGUUCUAACCCUUAUGACCAGUUUCUUUCAGUUCUUGACUACAACCCACUCUCUCUCCUAGUUAGUGAUGGUCUCACAGAGUAGUAAUGGAAAGCCCAAUAUUUUGAACCUCUCCAACACAAAAUAUACUCUCUCCAUAACUAUCUUUUGAACAAAAUUGAUUAUAAAGAAAGAAAUCUGCCUGGAAGGUUAAUAAGGAAGAUUAAAAUUAAACAUCAUAAAUACUUGCCAUUAAAUUUCCCUCAUAUUAUUGCAUGUCAUGGCAUAAUUUAAGUUGCUAUUAAUAUGAAAAUUAAGUAGGCUGUUUGUCCAAAGGAAUUAAGUUCAUUUUCUACCUGUAAGCUUUGGUCAAAAACUAAUCAAGGUCAAAUAUUUGAGAACCCAGCUUUGAUAGUAGGUAUUGCUGGAUAAUCUGGUAUUUUUAAAAAGAAUGUCACGUUAUUCAAAGCAUACAUAACUAUCAAGUUAUUAUACCAUACCAGAACUAAAAAUAUGCUUAAAAUAUAUUUUGCUAUUAAUUUGCAAACAACUUUGUUACACAGCAAAACUUCAGCUAUUUUACUUGCAAGAGUUACCACUUCUGCUUUGGGCAGUACAUGAAGCAAAAGUGUCAGCACUUUUGAACCAAUGCUAUAUUACUUAAAAAACCAUGUGGCUUUUCUUAAAUCUUUUUGUGGUUGGAAGCAGUUCUCAUUUUUGUGAUUAUACUUUGCAUUCUAAAAUCAUAUAGAAAAUUGCUAAAUCUAACCUUUUUAGAAUAUUAGUAUGACAUUUAAAAUUAGUAUCUUAACUUACAAAUUAAAAAAAUAAAAUGGAGAAGUCAUAAUCUAUCAAAUGCUUACUUAUUGGAUACUACUAAAAACUUUGAGGCAGUUGUCUAAUACGAAAAAUAAUCUAAACAAUACAUACCUUAAGUUAAGAAGGAAGACAAUACUGUAUUUUCAGUGCUAUUUAUUUCAAGUAAAAUUUUGCUGUAAUGAAAGGGAUAUGUAUAGAGAAUAGUAAUUCAUUUUAUGCAGUAUUUGGAUCAAGUGACAUUUUCAUUUUAAUAUUUUAUGUAUAAAUUGAUAGGAAUUUGGUCUGUUUUCAGAUGUUCUUGGUUUAUUAUGUGAAUUAAUUUAGUAGAAUUUGACAACAUUUUUCUGAUUUCCAUUUAGUUGUAGCCUACCCUGGAAAGACAAGAUGCCAGAAGAAAACUUUCUGGACUUUGGAAAAUAGUUUACCUUCAUUUUGAUUCUUUUUUUUUUUUUUUUUAGUGAUUGUAUAUAAGUUGCCGGCUAAGUUUAACUUUGUUUUAAAUAUAACAAUAAUCAAGAAUGUAAGAGAAAAGCAGCUAUAAAUCAAUAUGAAUGCUUUGUGGGGUGUGUGUGUGUGUGUGUGUGUGUGUGUGUGUGUGUGUGUGAAAUGGUGGGGGGAGACUUAAGAAAAUACCAUUUACCUAAAGCACAUUUUGCCUGAAUUUCUCCUUGGUUUUAUUGUUUACCAUAAAUACUAAGGAUAAUUCUUGUAAGUUUGUUCUGAGAAAAUAUAUUUUAUCCUCCAGUAUUUCCUUAUAAAAUAAUUAUCUGCCUUCUUGUAUCUAAUAAGAGUGGCUGGUUCAGUUUAAUUCUUAUAUGAUUAUUUUUUAUAUUACCACAUCAGCAUUAUAUUGAAAGUGUUUUUAAUAGUCAAUUGUAUUUUGUCAAACAGCUACUAGAAUAGACUCAAAUAUCCUAUUUGUUUUAAAUACAAUUCAUUUAUUGAUUUUUUUUUUUUAAAUUCUGUUACUUUUGCAUUAGAAGUGAUGUGUGUUAGCAUUUAUUGAGGCUGGAGUUGCCAUUGAACUAGACUUUGUGCCAAUGAUUGGAAAAUUCGUCAGAUUUUUUAAAAAGUUAAAAGGUUUUCCUCAGAUCUUUUCUGUUACAGUCAUAUGAAAGUUGAUUGUCCUUUGCUCCAAGAGAUUGUUUGACCCAAGCAAGCAUCUAAUACAGAGCCAUUGAUUUUGGCAUUUAUUGCAAAUUAGCCAACUUUAUAAGACAAAUAUCUUAUGCAAGUGUAAGUAUGUGAUUAGUGCCUUCAUUCAUAUUUUGAGAUAAUUUCUCAAUUGUGUACAACACCUAUUCUUUAGAGUCAGAAGCUGCUAAGUAGUUCAGGAAGGGAAUAAUUCGAGUGUUACCCUCUCUUUCAGUUCUACAUUUUACCUAGCAAAGUUCCUAAUAGGGGAGCUGGGGAGAUAGCUCAGUAGAGGGCCUGAGUUCAGUCCCCAGUUCCACCAAAAAAAACCCAAAAAACAAAGUUCCUAAUAGGUAGAAGGCAAGCAACCCACCAUGUUUCCCUUAAAUUACUCUAGAUUUCAUUUUUAAUUCAAAAAU
Messenger RNA from Octodon degus (degu), 3464 nucleotides. It is a transcript of the gene Arl5b, whose product is annotated as ADP ribosylation factor like GTPase 5B. NCBI's taxonomy places the organism in Eukaryota, Metazoa, Chordata, Mammalia, Rodentia, Octodontidae. The transcript has 6 exons. Gene Ontology annotation, biological process: vesicle-mediated transport; intracellular protein transport; protein localization to Golgi membrane. Gene Ontology annotation, cellular component: cytoplasm; trans-Golgi network. The record is from RefSeq and is a predicted model, not a curated record. The coding region runs from base 257 to 799 and encodes 180 amino acids. Gene Ontology annotation, molecular function: GTPase activity; GTP binding.